AUGGUGAGUGAGAAUGAGGAGCAGAAUUCUCCGCAGAAAGAUGCUGAGCAAGUGGAACCACACAGAGCAUUAACGCAGACAUCCGAAGGGAAUGUCUCCAGGAGUCAUGAGCAGGGAACAGCCUGUGAGAUUCAGCAGACACCAGAGAGAGAGCAGGGAAACCAGCCAGGGGAGAAAUUGGAUAAAUUCAUUUGCUCUCGGGGAACUCACAAGGACCUCAAGGAAACCACAGCCCAGCAGAAAAUCCUCAGGGGUCAGAGAAAAAAUACAUCCACUGAGUGUGGGAAAAGCUUUAGGGACCACUCAGUCCUUCUUGCACAUCAGAGAAUACACAGAGGAGACAGACCCUAUGUAUGCUGUGAGUGCGGGAAAACCUUCAUUCGGCGCGCUCACCUUCUUACACAUCAGAGAAUCCACACAGGGGAGAAACGCUAUGCAUGCUGUGAGUGCGGGAAAAGCUUCACUGAUCUCUCAUCCCUUAUCUCUCAUCAGAGAGUCCACACGGGAGAGAAACCCUAUGAAUGCUGGGAGUGCGGGAAAAGCUUCUCUCAGAGCUCAACUCUCAUUACACAUCACAGAAUUCACACAGGACAAAGACCCUACGAAUGCUGUGAGUGCGGAAAAACCUUCACUCAGAGCUCACACCUUACUAUACAUCAGAAAAUCCACACAGGAGAGAAACCCUAUGUAUGCUGUGAAUGUAGGAAAAGCUUCACUCUGAGGUCGCACCUCAUUCGGCAUCAAAGAAUCCACACGGGAGAGAAACCCUUUGAAUGCUGUGAGUGUGGGAAAAACUUCACUCUGAGCUCAGACCUUACUACGCAUCAGAGAAUCCAUACGGGAGAGAGACCUUAUGCAUGCUCUGAGUACUCGCCUGACAACCUUUUGGUUUCCCCGGGAGGAGCCACGGAUGUCUUAGAAAUCCGGCAGGUUUGCUUGUUGCUGGUUAUGCUGUUUGCUCUCAACAUGAGCCUGUGA
Molecule: messenger RNA, 978 nt
Organism: Emys orbicularis (European pond turtle)
Lineage: Eukaryota; Metazoa; Chordata; Testudines; Emydidae
Product: zinc finger protein 239-like
Exons: 3
Coding region: 1-978 (325 amino acids)
Biological process (GO): regulation of transcription by RNA polymerase II
Molecular function (GO): DNA-binding transcription factor activity; RNA polymerase II cis-regulatory region sequence-specific DNA binding
Source: RefSeq, a predicted model, not a curated record